AUACACACCUGAACCUCUGGUCUUCCUCGCCUGCUUCGGCUCUCGGACACUCUUUCUCUCCGUCUCUUCACUUUCUCGUUGUUAGCUCUCAGUGUCUUUGAAGUUCUCCGAGAAGGUUGCUUGAGGUACUGGUGACGCUGCAUUCUCAACAUCAUUCAAGAUGGCCGAUGAGGAACAGCCUAUAGACGCAGGACAGGAGGACGAGGCCCCCGAACCCGAACCCGAACCCGAGCCUGAACCAGAACGGGCGUUCGAUGCUGUGCCAUCCAACGCCAGCAAGAACGUGAGGAGGAAGAGAAGAGAUUGGCUGAGUUCAGGGCCCAGGAGGAGGUCAAGAGGAAGGCAGAAGAGGAGGAACGCAAGAGGAAGAAGCAGGAGGAGGAGCAGAGAGUGAAGGAAGAACGCGAGAAGAAGAAGAGGGAGGCUGAGGAGAGGCUCAAACCCAAGGGCCGCAACUUCAAGAUCUCUAAGAAAAGCGACUCGGAAAAGCCUGAUUCUGCUCCGAUGAUCGAGCUGGCUGAGAGAGCACGUCAGAUGAACAAAGGAAAAGGCAAACGUGGAGUGUCGACCGUACAGGUGGAUGAAUCCUUCGACCGCCUGGCUGAUAAAUUCACUAGCGCCCCGCCCAAGAUUCAGUUGUGCAGUAAAUACGAGAGACACACCGACCACAGGACCUACAGACAGAGAAUGGACCUUUUCGAAGACUUGGGCAAGGAGCCCCCACCCAUCGAGAUCAACAGAAUCAACGCCGGAGGAGCCGAGGGCGAUGAGGAGGCCGAGGAAGAGGCCGCCGACGAGUAGAUGGAAAGAAAGGACGAAGGGUUGAAAAGGACUGUACUUACCACUGGUUUCAAUAUCACCAUGGAAACACAGCCACGCCGAGACGCCAGCAAAGAUCUCUCCGACAUUUCGCUAUCUAGCAGCGCAAGCGGUCUCGUGUGCUCUCUCAAGGCUACAGUCUGGCAAGAUCAGUUAUCCCCCCUGCCUCCCUUGCGUACAGUUUCUCCAGGCGGUUAGGGUACCGUUGAUGAAGCCCUUUAGAUUUUCAGCAGAAUGUGAAAGACGUUUCAGCAUAACACCACAAUGAAACACACACACCAACAACACUUUCACACUCACACACACUCACACACACACACACACACACAUACACACACACACACACACACACACACACACACACACACACACACACACAGUCCCUUUCAGUCCCUGAACCUUCCUGAUAUUAUUCUCCACGUAGAGAGUUUUGCGGAUCUGACUUGACGUUGAAAUGUGUCCAUACGUUUGUGGCUAGACCACCACGUGUAUCCUCUCAAUGUCGGUCCGACUCCAUCUUCAGUGUGACAGAUGUGAUAUCAAAUCAGAGUGAUAAGACAGACGAACAACCCUUUGUAAUUUUCUUUUUUUUUCCUUAAAAAAUACCUUAUUGUUUUCGUUUUGUUCACGUACAAGUAAAGAAUUGUGUACAUAAUUGGUAUUGACAACCUCUCACACAAACAUACACCCCCAUACGUUUUGAUGAUUUUUUUUUUCUCUAACUUUUAUUGCUAUUAUUAUUAUCUAUUUAUUUGUCUUUUUUGGUCUUGGAAAUUACGUGCAAUAAAAUUUAGAUCUUUUGCAGUCAUGCGUACAGAUUUGCUGGGUUAAAUCGUUUUGUCUCGACAAUGUUUGGAAGUGACCCAUUCUUCAACUACAAUUUUUGCUUGUAGAAAUAAAAAAGAAAAGCAAAUAUAAUCGACCUCUGCGGCUUGGCUUCCUUCAUCCGAUAUAUAUAUAUUAUACAGUCUGAGCCUCCGUCCACUGAAGCAGGGUUCGAACAUCAAACCACAGCCAGUCAGUCACGCCCUCUACUCCGUCUUUAGUAAACACCAACAAAGUCAGAGUGAGGGAAUACCAUCGCAGUGUACAGUGAAGUUUUACCAUCAAGCCAAAGAAAGCGAACUAUAAUCAUACUACUACUUCUAACAACGUGAAGACAGAUCUAACGAAGCCAAGCCGUAGUUCCGAUUUUCCCUGCUUUCUGGGACACACCAAUAUCUCAAAAGGAGAAUUUCAGAAGAAACGGUUUUUAAUUGGAGUCAAGUCUUAGCGUGCUGCAAAAAGUGAUAUUAUACAAUAUGAUCAGUUUCUAUUAUUCUAGCAUCAGUUAUUUAUUUUCAUAUCCGUUCUGUUUUGAGUCUUUCUACUCCCUGUGCAAACCGUCCGGCAGUGGUAGAGCUAAGCGGAUUUAGAGAAUAAAAACAAUUUUGUGUUACAAGGAAACCACAA
Molecule: messenger RNA, 2271 nt
Organism: Aplysia californica (California sea hare)
Lineage: Eukaryota; Metazoa; Mollusca; Gastropoda; Aplysiida; Aplysiidae
Product: troponin T
Biological process (GO): muscle contraction; sarcomere organization; regulation of muscle contraction
Cellular component (GO): troponin complex
Molecular function (GO): tropomyosin binding
Source: RefSeq, a predicted model, not a curated record